This is a messenger RNA of Ricinus communis (castor bean), 2469 nucleotides long. RefSeq names its product sucrose nonfermenting 4-like protein. The record is from RefSeq and is a predicted model, not a curated record. Lineage: Eukaryota; Viridiplantae; Streptophyta; Magnoliopsida; Malpighiales; Euphorbiaceae. The transcript is spliced from 14 exons. Bases 539 to 2008 code for a protein of 489 amino acids.
AGUUGUAAUGGAUAUUACAUACACAUUUUGGAAUAAAAUGAUUCAAACGACAUUUCUACCAAAGUUUCUGUCUUUUGUUUUUUUCUCAUCCAAUUCCUGCUUUUCUUUUUCUUUUUUAUAAUUUUUAAUUUUUAAUUUUAGGGUUUCAAAUUUAGAUUCGAUCGUAUCGCUUCUCUUUUCCUCUCUCUCUCUCUCUCUCUCUCGAUCUUAACAAUUAUCACUUUUAUUGUUAUUGUUGUCAAUUUCCUAUUUUCCACAAGACAUUUCUUUUAGAUUAUUUUAUUAUUAUUAUUAUUUGAUUAUUCAAUUUCAUCAUUUCUCGUUAGGGUUCAAUUACUUAUUGUUAUUAUUAUUAUCUCCAAAUACCAAACUUCGCUUCCGUUUUUCAAUUAGAUUUCAAAGUUCCUAAAUUUUCGAAAGCUCCUUUUAGUGCAUGAAUCUUUUUUUGCAGUGAAUGAACUGAAGGGGGCAAGUUUGGAAGGUGAAACAAUUAUAAAAGCAGGGGAGUAAAUCAGUUGAAAUAAUAGCAGUAAUAAUUAUGUUUGCACAAGGUAUGGAUUGUGGGAGAGAAUCAGGAGGUGUAACUGCAGGUACGGUGUUAAUGAGGUUUGUAUGGCCCCAUGGCGGUAGAAGUGUAUUUCUCAGUGGUUCUUUUGACAGGUGGACUAGGCUUGUGCCUAUGUCACCCAUGGAAGGCUGCCCUACGGUAUUUCAGGCCAUUUGCAGUAUAACACCCGGUUAUCACCAGUACAAGUUUUUGGUUGAUGGAGAAUGGCGGCAUGAUGAGCGCCAACCGUGCUCAACAAGUGAAUAUGGGGUAGUGAACACCAUCCUAUUCACGGGGGAAACUAAUUACAGUCCUGCCAUAGGUCACGAGAUGCCAUUGGGCAUGGAACUGGACAAUGAGACCUUCAGACGUGUGGUUCAUGUAUCAGAUGGUACAGUGAGUGAUGUAGUACCAAGAAUAUCAGAGGCUGACUUGCAGGUCUCUCGUCACCGCAUUUCUGUAUUUUUAUCUACACAGACUGCAUAUGAGUUACUUCCCAAGUCAGGCAAGGUUGUUGCCUUGGAUGUUGAUUUACCAGUAAAGCAAGCAUUUCAUAUUUUACAUGAGCAGGGCAUCCCCAUGGCUCCUCUUUGGGACUUCAGCAAGAGCCAGUUUAUUGGAAUGCUUAGUGCCUUGGAUUUCAUUUUAAUUUUGAGAGAGCUUGGGAAUGGGAAUCAUGGGUCAAAUUUGACAGAGGAAGAGCUUGAUACACACACCAUAUCUGCCUGGAAGGAGGGAAAAGCAUAUCUGAAUAGACAGAUUGAUGGGCAUGGGAGGGCUUUAUCUAGACGUCUCAUCCAUGCUGGGCCAUAUGAUAACUUGAAAGAUGUUGCUUUGAGGAUAUUGCAAAAUGAGGUAGCUACAAUUCCCAUUAUCCAUUCAUCUUCAGAAGAUGGCUCAUUUCCCCAGCUCCUGUAUCUUGCUUCACUUUCUGAAAUACUUAAAUGUAUUUGCAGGUAUUUUAGACAUUGUUCUGGUACCUUGCCCAUACUCCAAUUGCCGAUUUGUGCAAUUCCAGUGGGUACAUGGGUUCCAAGGAUUGGAGAAUCUAAUAGGCGCCCUUUGGAAAUGUUGAGACCGAAUGCUUCACUUAGUUCAGCUUUGAACUUAUUGAUACACGCUCAAGUAAGUUCAAUACCAAUAGUUGACAAUAAUGACGCCUUACUAGAUAUAUAUUGUCGGAGUGAUAUAACUGCUUUGGCAAAAGACAGAGUAUAUACACACAUUAAUAUUAAUGAAAUGACUAUUCAUCAGGCUUUGCAAUUGGGACAAGACUCCUAUUCUCCAUAUGAGGUGAGAAGUCAAAGAUGUCAGAUGUGUUUACGGUCGGAUACAUUGCAUAAAGUAAUGGAGCGAUUGGCAAACCCUGGUGUUAGACGACUUAUUAUUGUGGAGGCUGGCAGUAAGCGUGUAGAAGGCAUUGUUACACUGAGGGACAUAUUUAAGUUCUUGCUCGGAUAGAUCAAAGUGGGCGACAGCAGGUCUUUACUUGAUAGAGAUUGUGCGGCAGUUCUGGGGACUCCUGGCAUAUUUUAUUGCAGCAUCUUCUGCGUUGCUCCAAGGAGAACCCAAGAAACUCUGACCGGUCACUUUGGAUGCCAUCUAUUUGAAGUCUUACCAUUGGGAUUGGCCUCUUGCUUGGUUGCCUAUUUUUAGAAUUUUAGGCCUAAAGAGGGGCGUAGAAUUUGAGAGCUGAUUCUCUUCCGAUUCCUAAUUUGUUAAUCUCCCGCUGUCCUUUUUGCCUUUUUUGUUAUAAACUACUCUCUGAGCUAUUCCAUGUAAAUUUAUGUGUAUGCGAGGGAGCAUGGGGCAUGUCCUAGUUCUAUGCUGCUGCUGCUGCUAAAAUAGACAAAGAGAUGGGGAGGAGGAACAUUGAAUGAAUAUUUUUAUUAUAUCAUAUCAUAUGCUUCUUUAGGCUGUUU